Messenger RNA from Closterium sp. NIES-65, 2856 nucleotides. Lineage: Eukaryota; Viridiplantae; Streptophyta; Zygnematophyceae; Desmidiales; Closteriaceae. The record is from the annotation of a GenBank genome assembly.
AUGGUGCGCCCUGCUUCUCAGUUUUGGGAGCACGUCAUUAAGAUUAAGGAUGAGGAAGGCAACAUAGUCGGUGCUACUUGCAUUCAUUGCAAGAAUCCUGUGACGGCUAAUGCGACUACGAUAGGCAAGCACAUGUUCGGCACUAACAAGAGGGACAAGAACGUUGCGAUGUGCAAGUCGGACUACGCUAAGCAGCUGCGGGCGACAGCCGAUCAGGAGCGCUCGACCACGGAAAAUGCUACGGGAGGAUCAACCCGUGCCUCCACGUCCUCGGUGGAGGCGCCGCCCGUGCGGCGCUUCCGGCAGCGAGAUAUCCGUGAUAUGACGGACCAAGUUGCGCAUAAUCGCCUGGAUUACCUGUGGGCUGCUGCAGUUGCCGAGAACGACCUCGCCUUCAACGCCAGCAAGUCGAAAUCGAUCCACGCGUUCGUUGACGCGGUGAUCAUGUACGCGAAACCGUACACCCUCCCAACCCCGUACAAGGUAUCCGGCCCAUUGCUGGACAAGCUGAAGGCGGACUCCGAGGACCUGCUGCGGCCGCUGAAGGAGAGCUGGAAGACCAGCGGGUGCUCGCUCUCCGUCGAUGGAUGGACGGACAUCAAAUCCCGCGUAUUUGUGUGUGUCAUCUCGCAAAAUGACACCGCACCCGUCAUCGUCGACAUCGUUGACUCGAAGACCGCCAAAAAAAUCGGGGACUACUUGGCAACGCUUAUUCAGGGAGCGAUCACCACUGUGGGGCCGAAGCAUGUCGUCCAAGUCGUGAUGGAUAACGCUUCGAACAACAAAAACGCCGCCAGCAAGCUGAGCGCGGAUUAUCCCCAUAUCUUCUUCACCAACUGCGCCGCCCACUGCCUCGACCUCAUGCUGCACGACAUCGGCAAGAUCCCUGCCGUGGAACUCGUCCUUUCCCAAGUGCAUCAGGUCGUGAUGAUGAUCAAAGGCCCCGCCUCAUUUGGCACCCAGGUCAUCAUGCUCGGCAGGUUCCUUGAGGUGAAGCGCGCGUUGAGGGCGAUGGUAAUCAACGAGCAAUGGGAGGAUGUAGCAGUGGCACGGACGGAGGAGGGGAUGGAGGUUAGGAAGCUGCUUUUGGACGACGUUUUUUGGGACUGUGGGACGGCCGUGCACCGCCUCAUGACUCCCAUCUACGAGGUUCUCCGCGCCGUCGACACACGGGCUCAAGUCAUGGGGCAGCUGUACGGCCUCAUGCUUGAAGCCACGGUGAAGACUAAUGCGGCGGCUGAGACGGCUGCCGCACACUUCAUCAAGCGGACGGGUCUGCUGUUGCCGAAGGACAAGAGCACUUUCCUCACCUCCAUCAAGGCGAUCAUUGCCAGGAGGUGGGACGCACGACUGCACAACCCCCUGCAUGCCAUCGGUUGGCUCCUCAGCCCCCGUAACCUGUACAUUGGGGAGGUAAGGAAUGACAAGGAGAUUAGGAAGGGGGUGGAUGAGGUAAUCCAGGCCCGGGGCGGAGAUGUGCAGCAGCGCAUAACGCUAGCUGCACAGGUGGCUCAGUUUCACCGAGGGGAGGGCAGGUUGGGCUCUGACGAUGCCCGUUGGGCAGCAACUACCUUGGUGGAGGCGGGGCGCAUGACGGAGGCGGAAUGGUGGUUCCUGUUUGGUGGGGAGGUGCAGGCGCUCCAAGACCUGGCUGUGACGUCUUUGUCACAGCCAGUCACCUCCGAAGUGGAGAGGUACUGGUCGGCGCUAGCACGUGUGCAGAGGCGCGACCGGAACCGCCUCACGGCGAAGAAGAUGAUUGACGUCACCUUCGUCGCCUUCACCCGGCGGGCCCGUGAUGCCUUUGAUCGAAAGGCAGCCCUGCGUUCCAAGCUCUAUCAGGACCUGGGCAACGGCACCCUCAGGGAAGGGGCUGCCAUCAUCCCGGCCGAAGUGGAGGUGGAGGAAGGGGAUGCGGAGGAGGAGGCACCCGUGGAGGAGGAAUGCACCAUUGAUUGGUCGGAAUUUGGGAGCAUCGGCAAGAAGAGGAAAGGGAAGGCGGGUAAGUCAUCUAAAGGGAAGAAGAGGGGGAAGGGCAACGGUGCAUGCAAGGGAAAGGGGAAAGGAAAAGCAGGGGAUGCAGAGGAGGAAGAGGAGGCGGAAGAGAGCGGUGGGGAGGAGGAAGAACCUGCCCUGAAUCCCAAGGGGCGAUAUGCCUGGGAUUGCAGCGACGGUUCAAGUGGGGAGGAGGAGGAGGAGGAGGAGGAAGAGGAUGACGAGGAGUAUGACGGGAAAACGGAGGGGGACGGGAAUGGGGAUGGUGCGUGGAAGGAUGAGGAGGGUGGGGAAAGGGACGGCGGGAUGGUGUGUGGGAGUGGUGUGAGAGAGAAAGGUGGGGAGCGGAAGGGAAUGGAAAAUGGGCUGUGUGAAAAUCGCUUGCGGAUGAGUAGAGGAGGAGGUGGAGGAGCAGAGGAGGGGGAGGUGGGGGAGGUGGGGGUGGUUUUGGAAGUGGAGGUGAGAGGAGUGGUGCUGGGGGAGGGGUGGGGGGUGGAUGACGUGGCAGCAACAGUUGAAGCAGCUUCUGAUGUGCUGAGAAGAGCCAAGACUGUGCAGGGCUUCCGGCAGCUGUACCAGGAGGUAGAGGCGGCGGGCUUCCGGCAGCUGUACCAGGAGGCAGAGAGGGCACGGGUUGUGGGGCCUAUGAGUGCUGCAUGGGAGAUGCAGGCAGAGGAAGGCGAUGAGGGAGUGGAGGAGGGAGGAAAGGAGGAUGAAGCGGGGAAAGCGACAGGAGGAGGAGAAGGUGUAGCAGGUAUGGAGGGAGUUGUGCCUGAGGGUUCUGUUAAGAAUGGAGGGAAAAGUGAGUGUAAUGAUGGGAAUUCGAAGGCAGGAGGAAAGAAGAGGAAGCGAGGCAAGUAA